Molecule: messenger RNA, 1842 nt
Organism: Penicillium cinerascens
Lineage: Eukaryota; Fungi; Ascomycota; Eurotiomycetes; Eurotiales; Aspergillaceae
Gene: mirC
Product: siderochrome-iron transporter MirC
Exons: 5
Coding region: 1-1842 (613 amino acids)
Biological process (GO): siderophore transmembrane transport
Molecular function (GO): siderophore-iron transmembrane transporter activity
Source: RefSeq, a predicted model, not a curated record
AUGCCUCUUAUCGACUCCCGCUCUGGCCCGUCGUACGGUACAAUCGAGCACGACAACAUGGACGCCGAGAGGGACCAAUUGUUGGCGGAGGACUAUGACACGCACGGCGAGCCUAGCGGCGUUUCGACUCCCGACGAGACGCAGGAAGGUGUUCUUAAAAUCGAGGCCAUUAAUAUGACAUGGACAGCUCGAUCCUUAAUUGUCGCCUACGUCGGUAUAUUCCUCAUGGCAUUCUGCACGUCUCUAGAAGGCCAGACAGUGAUGUCCUUGUCGGCAUAUGCUACUAGUGCCUUCAGCAAACACUCGUUGAUCUCGACGGUCCUCGUCGUCCAGAAUGUAGUCAAUGCUGUUAUCAAACCGCCCAUGGCCAAGGUCGCUGAUGUUUUUGGUCGUUUUGAAGCCUUUUGUCUCAGCAUUUUGAUCUACGCCCUGGGAUAUGUGCAAAUGGCAGCUUCCACCAAUGUGCAAACUUACGCCUCUGCCCAAAUCUUUUAUUCAGCCGGCUCGACCGGCUUGCAGAUCCUCCAGCAGGUGUUCAUCGCCGACAGCAGUGACCUGUUAAACCGUGCAUUCUUGGCAUUGCUGCCCGAGUUCCCGUUCUUGGUUACUGUCUGGAUCGGGCCGACUAUUGCAGGGGCGGUGCUCAAAGCAUCUUCAUGGCGAUGGGGUUAUGGCAUGUGGGCGAUCAUCUUGCCCGCGGCUUUCCUGCCUCUGGCGCUCACUCUACUUUUCAACCAGCGCAAGGCUCGAAGACUGCAUUUGAUCAAGGAGUCCAGGCAUAGGCGGAGAAAAACUAACUUCGUUGGCUUUGUUAAACGGACCUGGUACGAUCUUGAUGUCGGCGGUUUGACACUGCUCUCUGCCGCUGUCACUUUGCUCUUGGUGCCGUUGACCCUGGCGGCCAACGCCAACGGUGGUUGGAAAAACAAGAGUAUCAUUGCGAUGAUCAUUCUUGGUGUUCUAUGUCUGUGCAUCUUGCCAUUCUGGGAAUCUUCGAAGAAACUGGCCCCCAAGCCCUUGCUCUCAUUGCAUCUCCUCAAGCAACGAACUGCUCUCGCGGGGUGUGCAUUGGCAUUCUGGUAUUUUAUGGCGUUCUACUUCUCCGUCCAACCCUACCUUUACUCCUACCUGCAGGUCGUCCAGGGAUACGACGUAGCCACCGCCGGCCGCGUCACUCAAACCUUCGCAUUUACAUCCACCAUCGCCGCAUUCAGCGUCUCCCUUCUGAUUAAAUAUACCCGCCGCUACCGAAUUUUCGUGACAAUCGGCUGUGUUAUCUACAUGACCGGUCUGGCUCUGAUGCUUUUAUACCGUGGCGAAGGCGCCUCUCACCUGCAAGUGCUAGGCACUCAGGUCAUAAUCGGCUGUGGUGGUGGCCUGCUCAACGUUCCGGUCCAAUUGGGUGUGCAAGCCUCCGCAAGCCACCAGGAAGUGGCCGCCGCCACCGCGAUGUUCCUGACCUCCAUGGAAAUGGGUGGCGCCGUCGGCGCAGCCAUCUCCGGAGCUGUAUGGUCCCACCAGAUCCCGAAGAAGCUGCUCCAGUAUCUACCGGAAGAAACCAAGUCUGAAGCCGGCGAGAUCUUCGGCAAGCUUACCAAAGCCCUGUCUUACGAGUUCGGCUCCCCGACUCGCACGGCCAUCAACCGCGCCUACCAGGAGACCAUGAACAGGCUCCUGAUACUCGCCAUCAUCGUGACCUUACCACUCAUCCCACUCAGUCUCGCAAUGGUAGACUACAAACUCGACAAGAUGAUUCCCGGGUGUCACGACGACAGUUCCGAAGAACCAACACCUCCUCCCCUGGAAGACCCCGACUCCAACACCCACCACAAGCGAAUCUAG